UGACAUUCAUAUUAAAUUAAAGCUUACAUAAUCAGCUUUUAUCAGAGAUAAAUAUUUUUCACAAUCUAGUAUUUGCACUUAUUGUAAAACAUUGUUAAAAAUUUAAUAUUUGAACAGUUAAAUAACAUUGUAUACAUAAAAUGAAGUGGACUAUUUUUUGUGCUACAUUGGUUAUAUGGAAUCAUAUAAUAUCUGGUCAAGACAUUGUAUUUCCAACAGAAGAUGAUAUACCUCCUAUUAGUAGCAGCAUAGGAAUGGUAACAGAACGGGUACCAUUAGAUGCAACAGGUCAAUGCCCUGAAAAUAUGUAUAUUUAUCCCGGAUAUGGAAAUAAAAGUGCAUGGAUAUGUGAUUGCAAACCUACAUUUUUAUAUUUUCCUUUGAAUGACAGUUGUUAUGCAGCUUAUAGACAAGGACCUUGUCCCCCUAAAAAUUAUGUAGUAUUGCCUAAAAAUGAGGCAACACCACAAUGUGUAAAAAAUCCAUGCUCCGAAGAUGGUUUGGUACAGUAUAAUAAUGAGUGUUAUCCUCUGCGAACUAUAGGUGGUCCAUGUGCUCCCAAAGGAGUAUUGACUAUAAAUGAAACUACUUUUGAGAUAGAAUGUGCACCAGCAGAUGUUGAACAAUUUAUAAUAGUGGAUCCACCUCCAAGACGGUGUCCUAUAGGAACACGUAGAAAUACUCUUGGAAUAUGUAGAGAUGUAUUGAAGCCUUAACGUAUUAUUUCUUGAAUUGUCAUUUACACAUUUCUUAGAAUAAUAAAUUUCUAUGCACGUUUAUA
This is a messenger RNA of Megalopta genalis, 781 nucleotides long. RefSeq lists its product as uncharacterized. Lineage: Eukaryota; Metazoa; Arthropoda; Insecta; Hymenoptera; Halictidae. The record is from RefSeq and is a predicted model, not a curated record.